ACCAUCUCCGGUUGACUUGAACGGUUUUGAGAACGUGGCCCUAGUUCAAGGCCGUGCAGUAUUGUCGCAAGUAUGGGCUCGCCACUGGAGGGCUGCGUGGCCUCGUUGCGCAACAGCAUGCAACUGCUGGAUUCAUCCAUACACAUACUAGACGAGGGUGUGAACGACUUCCCAAGACUCUCCAAAGUGCUUCAGACAACCAGACACUUCGAACUCAUCUCUGAAUCCGACCUUCAAACCGCCCAAUCCGCACUCCUCUCCGAGAUCCGACCUGAAGUCGACAACCUCCUCAAGCGCGUAGAAAACCACCUCGAUAAACUGGAGCGCCGCGAGCAAUCACUUCUGGCGAAAUGCGACUUGAACGACGGUCGACUAGGACGCGACAGCGUGGGCGCAUCGGCAUCCAGACCGAGUAGUAGGAAUGCCCAGAAGAGCGGGAAAAGUAUCAGUGCGCAGCAGGAGUUGAAGUACAAGCAGUUGAUGUCCAGGAAGGGCAGGUUGAGUUAUGCAGUAGAGACGCUGGAGAUGCAGGCCAAGCAGAGGGAGAGGCAGCUGAGGAUGAGCAUGGCGGCGCCGCAGCAGUUUUACGAUGAUUGAACACUAGGACGAUGGUAUGAGUAUGGUAGGACAUGGAACAAGACACGGAGUGUGGCAUGUAUUAGACGGGUUGCAUUACCUAGGCGAUUCGAACGUCGGCGCUUUGCAUUUAAGAUACCCUUUGGCGAAUGGAUCAUCGAGCAUCAUGUUUUUCUAAAAGCAGAUGGUUUUGGACUCUACACCUCCUUGAACCCGUU
Molecule: messenger RNA, 794 nt
Organism: Dothidotthia symphoricarpi CBS 119687
Lineage: Eukaryota; Fungi; Ascomycota; Dothideomycetes; Pleosporales; Dothidotthiaceae
Product: mitotic spindle biogenesis protein-like protein Spc19
Exons: 2
Coding region: 73-597 (174 amino acids)
Biological process (GO): attachment of spindle microtubules to kinetochore
Cellular component (GO): DASH complex; spindle microtubule
Source: RefSeq, a predicted model, not a curated record